AUGAAAGGCAAUCACUACAGCUGCCUUAUCUUUCUUCAGUUGCUCCACAUAAUUUCUGCUGAAAUGGACACCAUAGGUGGAAAUGAGUACAUAAGAGACGGUGAGACCAUCAUCUCAAGCGGUGAAAUGUUUGAACUGGGCUUUUUUAGCCCUGGAAAUUCAAAGAACCGAUACUUGGGGAUAUGGUAUUACAAGAUAUCUCAGACAGUUGUUUGGGUUGCCAACAGAGAAAUACCACUUAACAAUACAUCUGGUGUGUUCAAAGUCAGUAGCCAGGGAAGUUUGCUGCUCCUCAAUGGUGAAGGCCGAGACAUCUGGUCAUCGAAUUCAUCUGUAUUGGUCGGGAAUCUUCAUCCAGUGGCACAGCUUCUAGAUAAUGGAAAUCUUGUUGUGAGGAAUGAAAGUGACAUUGACCACUUAAAUCUCAUCUGGCAAAGUUUUGAUCAUCCCUGUGACCAUAUUUUACCAGGAAUGAAAUUUGGGAAGGACUUAGUCUCUGGCAGAGACAUAGCAUUGAGUUCAUGGAAGAGUCUGGAUGAUCCUUCUCCAGGUCUAUAUGUAAAUUGGAUGGAUACAAAUGGAUACCCACAGACAUUUAUAAGCCGGGGUUCAGUCAUACAAUAUAGGUUUGGACCAUGGAAUGGUCUUAGUUUCAGUGGCUUUCCAAGAGAGAUGCCUAAUCCAUUUUACACAUAUGAAUUUGUUGUGAAUCAGAAGGAGGUAUAUUUCAAAUGGGAACUUAUCAAUAGUUCAUUUCGUUCAAGGGCUUAUCUAAGUCCACAAGGCCACCAGGCACGUUUGAACUGGGUUGAUCCCAUACAAGCUUGGAUUCAAUAUGCGGCUAUUACUGUUGAUAUGUGUGCACAAUAUGGGAAAUGUGGUCCAAAUGGAAUAUGUGACAUUAACAAGUCCCCUAUAUGCAGUUGUAUUGAGGGUUUUGAACCACUACACCCCGAAGAAUGGAAUAUAGCAAACUGGUCGAGUGGGUGUCAACGUGAAAAGCCUUUAGACUGUAUGAAUAGGGAUGGAUUUCAGAAGAUUACAGGUGUAACACUGCCAGACUCUCGAAAAACAUGGUACAAUGUGAGCAUGAGCCUUGCAGAAUGUAAAAGAGAAUGCAAGAGGAAUUGCUCUUGUACAGCUUAUGCGAAUUUGGAUGUUAGAAAUGGCGGAAGCGGAUGUUUGCUAUGGUUUGGAAAUCUGAUGGAUAUCAGAGACUUUGAGGAAAAUCAAGAUCUUUACAUAAGAAUUGCCAUGACUGAGUCAACUGGCUGGAGCAAGAAAAGAAAAAUCAUAUUGGUCCUCUUGACUUCUGUUGGCGUAGUUCUUGUUGGUCUGACAUUAGCAGUACUGUAUGCUUAUAAGAAAAAAAAUUCCCCAAGACCAGGUAAUCUGGUACAAUCCCUUGUUGAUGAUAUUUAA
Lactuca virosa is the source of this 1422-nucleotide messenger RNA. The record is from the annotation of a GenBank genome assembly. NCBI's taxonomy places the organism in Eukaryota, Viridiplantae, Streptophyta, Magnoliopsida, Asterales, Asteraceae.